AUGCAUUUCACAAGAACGCUAUUCAAUCAAGUAGCUUCAAAAGCUUCAAGACAAUUACCAGUUCAAAAAAGAGUUCAAAUGGCUUAUGAUUUACAUAUUCCAAAUAAAACAGUUAAUCCAAAUUUAAACAUUAGAUCACAUGAACCAAUUGUUUUCGUUCAUGGUAUUUUUGGUUCCAAGAAAAAUUAUAGAUUUGAUUGUCAAAAAAUUGCAAAUGUCACACAUACACCAGUUUAUACUGUUGAUUUAAGAAAUCAUGGUCAAAGUAUACAUGCUUUACCAUUUGAUUAUGAAACUUUAGCACAAGAUGUUGCCGAUUUCUGUGAAGACCAUGGAUUAAAGAAAGUUAACUUGAUUGGUUAUUCAUUAGGUGCCAAAAUUUGUAUGUUAACAAUGUUACAAAAUCCAGAUUUAAUUAGAAGUGGUGUUAUUAUUGAUAAUUCACCAAUUGAACAACCUCAUAUUGAAAUUUUCUUACAAAUGUUUGUCAAAUCAAUGAUUCAUGUUUUGAAUAGUACUAAAAUUGAAGCAAAUGAUAGUGAUUGGAAAAGAAAAGCUGAUGAUGCAAUGAAGAGAUAUAUCCCAGAUGGUGGUAUUAGAAAAUAUCUUUUAGCUAAUUUAAUUAAUAAAGUUCCAAAAGGAUAUAAAUCACCAGUUAUUGAUUAUGAUGAUGGUUUUAUUCAUUUCCAAAAUCCAGUUAAACAUAUGACAGAAGUUGCAGUUAAAAAUGUUUCAGCAUGGCCAACUGAAAAAGUUGCAGGUAAAACAUUUGAAGGUCCAAUUAGAUUUAUUAAAGGUACAAAAUCUGCAUUUAUUGAUGAUGCUGGUAAAAAAGCCAUUGCAGGUUAUUUCCCAAAUCAUUCUAUCAGUGAAAUCAAUGCAACACAUUUCAUUUUAAAUGAAAGACCAUUAGAAUACGUUAGAGUUAUUUGUGAUUUUAUCAAGACUGAAAGAUUUAGAUCAUUACAAGAACAUUUAAGAAAUGUUGAACAUUUUUCACCAUCAGAAAUUGAAGCCAAACAAGCUGCUAAACAUGCUCAACAAAUUGAAGAAUUAAGAAAAGUUACAUCAACUUCUGAAUCUUCCAUCCCACACAGUACUCAAUCAUCUGAACAAGCUUUUACUGAAAACAUUGAUUUAGCUAGACAAGAAAGAGAACAUCAAAAAUCAGUUAGUGCUUAA
Messenger RNA from Hansenula ciferrii, 1182 nucleotides. Its product is annotated as Abhydrolase domain-containing protein 11. The record is from RefSeq and is a predicted model, not a curated record. NCBI's taxonomy places the organism in Eukaryota, Fungi, Ascomycota, Saccharomycetes, Phaffomycetales, Wickerhamomycetaceae. The transcript has a single exon. Bases 1 to 1182 code for a protein of 393 amino acids. Gene Ontology annotation, cellular component: mitochondrion.